AUGGCGGCGAGGAAAUUACAACAAGAAGUCGACAAGUGCUUCAAAAAGGUGGCCGAGGGGGUCGCUGAAUUUGAAGCCAUCUACGACAAGAUCGAACAGUCGAAUAACCCAGCACAAAAGGAAAAGCUCGAAGACAACCUCAAGCGCGAGAUCAAGAAGCUCCAACGUUUGCGAGAUCAGAUCAAAACAUGGGCGGCGAGCAACGACAUCAAGGACAAGGCUCCUUUAUUAGAGCAUCGCAAGCUCAUCGAGACGCAAAUGGAAAAGUUCAAAGCCGUCGAGAAGGCUAUGAAAACCAAGGCUUACUCCAAGGAGGGUCUAUCGGCGGCGGCCAAGUUGGAUCCAAAGGAACAGGCAAAGGUCGAGGCUUGCGAAUUCCUCGGUAACAUGGUCGACGACCUGGAACAACAAAUCGAGUCCCUAGAGGCCGAGAGCGAAUCCAUACAGGCGACGAUGAAAAAGGGCAAGGGCCAGGCCGCCAAGGCGGAACGGAUGGCCGAGAUCGACCGGAUCAUAGAAAGGCAUAAAUGGCACCAAGGCAAGCUGGAGCUUAUUCGAAGGUCUUUGGAAAACGGUGCUCUUGAGACGGAGCAGGUAAACGAAAUGGAGGAGAAUAUUCGAUACUACGUCUCGGAUAAUAUGAAUGACGAGUUCAUAGAAGACGAGGGCAUAUACGACGAGUUAGAUUUGGAGGACGAGGAAGGCACGUAUGGUAUGGUUCAGGAGAACGAAAAGAGCUCAUCUCAAGAUGCACAAUCCGUUCAGGAUGAAGUUACUCCCGAGCCCGAUCUGUCCUCAAAACCUUCGAGGAAGUUACCCAAGGAAAUCGAGGCCUCGGGGCGGAAAGCGUCAUCGCAGACCAGGUCUCCGUUGCCGGCACUUGCUACGCUCCAUACCCCUUUAUCUUCAGCUACUAGCGGUGGUGUUGCAAAUUCGUCAAUGAAGCCUGCUGCUGCACCUGCGAGACCAGCAGGAGAGGGUCUCAAGUAUGCGUCUGCCGCGGCCGCUGCGGCCGCAAGCGAGAAGGGCAGUGUAGGGAUUGCGCCUUUGCCGCCGCCACCGGGAUCGAGCGUGGGUAUAUCGCCUCUGCCACCAGUUCAGUCGAGAACAAGCGCAACAGAUUCCCCGGCCAUCACUCCAGCACAACCAGCAACAAGCUCAGAAUCGAAAGCCCCAGCCCCAGCGCAGCCAGCCGAGCCCGACAUUUCCAUCACGACGAAGCCGUCCAAGAAAAAGGCCGCGGGAAAACAACCUGCUGUUGCCCAGCACGCGGACAGCUCAACUGUCCAGGCGAACGGGGCCACCAACGGUAUCAAGCCGAUCGUGGAGGAGCCAGAGGAGUCCAUUUACCACUUGCCUUCAUCAUUGCAAGAUUUAGUCGAUUCUUAUGAAGCAUCAAGGAAACGGCCCAUGCACCCAUCCUCACAGCCCACACUGCGACUGAUGGCGGCCAGCCAGGCGGCCUUGCCAGACGUGGUAGAUGCCGACGUCCCUCGAAAUUACCGACCAGAUUUGCCCAUGCCUCAAACGGGGUCCGGCUUUCCUCGCGAACCGCUACCCAUCUUUGACGACCCUCGCCUGUAUGGAAGAAUAGACCCCGACACUCUGUUCUAUGUCUUUUACUACAAGCAGGGAACCGCUCAGCAGUAUCUCGCUGCCAAGGCACUCAAGGAUCAGAGCUGGCGAUUCCACAAGCAAUAUCAGACGUGGUUCCAGCGACAUGAGGAGCCCAAAAAUAUCACGGAGGAGUUUGAGCAGGGAACAUACCGCUUCUUUGACUACGAAAGCACCUGGAUGAACCGCAGAAAGGCAGACUUUAAGUUUGCCUACAAAUUCCUCGAAGACGAGGUGUGA
Molecule: messenger RNA, 1854 nt
Organism: Metarhizium album ARSEF 1941
Lineage: Eukaryota; Fungi; Ascomycota; Sordariomycetes; Hypocreales; Clavicipitaceae
Product: CCR4-NOT transcription complex
Exons: 4
Coding region: 1-1854 (617 amino acids)
Biological process (GO): regulation of DNA-templated transcription; nuclear-transcribed mRNA poly(A) tail shortening
Cellular component (GO): P-body; nucleus; CCR4-NOT core complex
Source: RefSeq, a predicted model, not a curated record